Messenger RNA from Phaeoacremonium minimum UCRPA7, 672 nucleotides. RefSeq names its product putative aromatic compound dioxygenase protein. Gene Ontology annotation, molecular function: iron ion binding; oxidoreductase activity, acting on single donors with incorporation of molecular oxygen, incorporation of two atoms of oxygen. Lineage: Eukaryota; Fungi; Ascomycota; Sordariomycetes; Togniniales; Togniniaceae. The transcript has 3 exons. The record is from RefSeq and is a predicted model, not a curated record. The coding region runs from base 1 to 672 and encodes 223 amino acids.
AUGAAGCGCCACGACCUGCGCGAGCUGAGCUCCGGCCAGGAGGGCCUGGACUUCUACCUCGACCUAGGCGUCAUCGACGUAGAGAUAUGCGAGCCGCUGGCCCAUGCCGCGCUCACCAUCUGGAAUUGCAAUGCUACCGGCACCUACUCCGGCUAUACGGGCAUCGACCCGGACACGGCCUCACUGAGCGACGGUUGGUCAACGUGGGACGACGGCACUACAGAGGACAAGACUUUCCUGCGUGGCAUCCAGAUCACCGAUGCUGAGGGUAUGGCAGAGUUCCUGACCCUGUUCCCCGGAUACUACACCUUCCGGACCACCCACAUCCACGUCACAAUACAGGCCAACAUCACAAACGAUACCAGCUACUCACUCUCUCCCUACUUGGCCCAUCUCUCCACGCUGAACCGCACCACCAACGCCGAAGACACUCUCUUUGGCACCGCCACAUCCGAGGGCUACAGCGCCAUCGUCAGCAUCGAUCAGAUUGGCGACGAGCUUGUUGAUGGCCUAGUUGGAUAUAUCACCCUCGGUGUUAACGCUUCUGCCGCUGGCUUGACCACUACUGGUGGUAGUGUUAAUGUACUGGGAGUCAUUCCCACGGUGUCUGUAUAUGACAGCAAGUAUGCAGAGGCUACUGCUGUGGAUAUUGCGGAUGGUUACGCCUCUUAG